AUGAAUAACGACGAGGUUAUUCCAGCCAGCGGCAACGCAGAAAAACGCCUAAUUUAUAUCGAACAGAAAUUUAAUAGGUUUACAAAAACGUUGAAAUCCCUCAAAGAAUACUUAGCAAAGGGAUCGCCAGAUGCGACGAACGCGGAGUUACGAAUAAAUUCCCUUUCGACCAUAUAUCAAGGUUAUUCAGCGAAUCGCGAAGAACUUCUUUCGAUGCAACCUGAGCAUCCCCACAUUGCCGCAUUCGACGAACUCGAAUCCGAAUAUUUCGAAGUAGCAAGUCGAAUAUCGAAAAUGAACAAACCCCCAGCGAUCCCUUUCGCGAAUUCCAGUAUGCUCAACGGAAAUAACACCGCUACCUUCAUCGAGAGAACUAACGUGGCAAAACUCGCACCGUUGACAGUGCCCAAAUUCGACGGGAACCACAAGAACUGGGUCCCUUGGAAAGCCAACUUCCAAGCGCUUAUACACGAUCGUCCAGGAAUGGCGGGAAGCGUCAAACUAUCCCAGCUUCAAAAUGCAGUUCAGGGUUUAGCAGCGACCGUAAUAAAGGAAUUCUGUCUUGACCCCAGCGACGUCAGCUACGGUUUAGCUUGGGAAGCGUUGUGCAACGCUUACGAUCAACGACGUGUUCUAGUCAACGAGCACUUCGACACUCUGCUAAAGUCAGCUCCCGUUCAAAAUCCAACCGCCGAAACCACAGCCACCCUUAUGUACACCGUCCGUCAGCACGUCAGCAUGCUCAAAACAAUAAACAUUGCGAUCUGCGACGAGUUUGUCCUGCGAAUUCUCGAGAGAUGCCUGCCCGGGUAUCUCCUGUCGCUAUGGAUAGAUAAACACUCAAAUCGCGAAAUCCCCAAAUUGGAAGAAUUAUACAUCUUCGUUCAGGAUUCAAUAUUUAAACAACGAGCGAUAGGUGAACUUCCGAAACGAGAUUACCAGUCCAAAAGAAAAGGGGCAGGUAGCAAAGCAGAACCCCCGGCAAAGGUCUCCAGAAACAUUGCCAACACACUCGUUACUACCUCGACGACCAGCAACAACGCGUGCGUUCAAUGCGGUCAAUCCCACAGACUCUACAAGUGCGAAAAGUUCAAUAAGGCGAAAUUGAACGAAAGGUGGGAACUCGUCAAAGCAAAGGGGUUAUGUCGCAAUUGCUUAUACGUCCACUCCGCUUCCUGUACCAGCGAAAAAAGGUGCAAAAAAUGUCAUAAGGAUCAUCAUACCCUUCUACACGCAGAUAAAAAAUCAGGUUCAUCUACCCCUCAACCCGCGAACGAUUCAAAACCGUCCGGGACGUCUCAACCAUGA
This is a messenger RNA of Phymastichus coffea, 1308 nucleotides long. RefSeq lists its product as uncharacterized. NCBI's taxonomy places the organism in Eukaryota, Metazoa, Arthropoda, Insecta, Hymenoptera, Eulophidae. The coding region runs from base 1 to 1308 and encodes 435 amino acids. The record is from RefSeq and is a predicted model, not a curated record. The transcript has a single exon.